AUGGAGCUGACACCAGAAGCAGAGCGCUUGGCAGCGAGACGGGAAAUUGAACGGCUUAGCAGCUUGAAGUUCUUGCAAGGCCUUUCGGCCCAGAUAUGCAAGUUGACUGACCUUCGCUCGGAUGAUUUUAAAUUUCCUGAAGUCUUGCUCAAAAUGUUGGAGCUGCAACCAGGCGAUAACUUCUUCUUUGACGACAAUGUCGCAGUGCUGAAUGGAGAGGAGUUUCAAUUAAGUCAAUUACGUCAAUUGUCUGAUUUGCCUUGUUUGCAUUGCAUCAUGGACCAAGGCAAAGUUGGCUGCGCAGCUGCUGCCUUUGUCACUUCCCAAGCUGGCCUCCAAAUCCACUUCACCUUCGACAAGAUUCACCGCCUGUUGAGAGACCUGAAAAACCCAAUCAAAGCAGCUGGCUUGGAAUCUUGUGUUUUGGCAACAACGUAUCUGUUCAGCGUCAACACCAAGCCUUUUGGAAGUGGCCAAUGGUUUACGGAAAAAACUCAGAUCUUGGAAGCAUUCUUUGAAUCCAACAGCUUUGACUGCCAAUGGUUUCAGGCAUUGAAAGAGAGAAUUGCCAAUGAUUUUGGUAUGGAAGGGUGCUCCGACAGGGAGAUCUUUGACUCCAUUCCCGAGCAAUUGGAAUCGUGGAGGCUCAAGGGCGGACUUGCCAAGGCAAGCAGAUGGUUUUCCUGGAACGAAGGAGCUGCUGUCCACUUGAAAGAAUGGCAUAGCUCCCUCAUGCUCCUCUCGUGGUACUUCCCAACAGAUCUUGACACUGAUGGUCAGUCUGGUUUGUUAGGCCUCAAAGGCUGUUUGACACAGAUGUAUUGGGAAGAUGCCCACAUCAUCUUCAGAGUUCAAUAUGGAAUGUGGUCGUGGUACUCGCAGCAGAUCCAUGAUGUCAAAAGCCCAGAGCAUGCAAUCAUUGAAUCUUUGGAAAUGGUCGAGUCAUGGAUGAGUCAUCAGUCUCUCCAGACCCUUGCUGAAUCGUGGAGCGCUCAAACUUGGGCCGAUGUUGAGCGGUUUGUGCCUGACCAGGAGGCCUUCAUUGCCAGAGUGAAUACCUAUGCUCUUGGAUGCUUGAUGAAUCGUUGCGCAACGCUUUCCAAGUUCUCAGCUCCACCUGAGACAUGGGUUGGGCUUCUAGAUCCCCAGCAAGCACAGGUGACAAGAAUGCGGCUCUUGAAGGAGCAUCGUUGGUUUCAAUCCUUGCGGUGCAGCAUGGCUCCUUUUGCAGCAGAGCUUGCCAGUGACAUUGAGACGGUCUUCGAUUUGCCUUGUCGUCAUUUGUGUCAUUUGUGUCAUUUUGACUUUGGAGCAGCGCAAGAGCUGGCCAAGCUGCUGAUUGGUGGCUUUGCGGAUUCAAAAGUGGUUGAGGACAUUCACCAAGCAUGCAGGGUGGCCACGAACCCAGGCAGCAACAAGAAGCUCUCUGGAGCUACGUUGCAGCUUGUUUGCCAAUUCUCUGAGGUUUUGGACAAGAGAGGGAUCGUCCAUCCAGCUGCCCUAACCCGUGAAGAAUUCUUGGACAAGUGGCCUGAUGCCAGAGAUGAUUUCAACUGCCGCCAGGAAUUCAAAUCAUCCAGCCAUAGUCUACCAGCUCGCUACUCAGAGAUUCUGACGAAGAAGAUGUGGCGCACUGUCAGUGAGGAUUGGCUUCGAACCUCAUACGGGGCAUGGCAAUGGAUGAUUCAAUACUGCGGGCAAAGGCUUGCUGACCAAGGUGUUCGCCUGGAGGAUGGUCUUCUGAACCGCCUUGCUUUUCAAGGGCAAGUGAUUGAAGUCAAUUUUGUCUAUCUACUCAUUUUGGGCAAUUUGAAGUGGCAAGCCCUUGCUUGGCCGUUGAAGCUUGUGGACGCUGCUGAUGAUGAUUAUCGCAUGAUGCGAUGGGUUUUGGAUUCGUCGUCAAGUUGUCAAUGGCUGCAAUGCUCUCUGAACAUGCCAGCUUUUCAAACAAAGCUAGUCUGGAGCAAUGAGUUUGGCAUCCACUGGCAACAGGUUGGGCCUCCUGAAACAUUUGCGCGGAAUUGCUUGCGGCGCUCCAAUGGCCUGACAUUCACAGAUCUUUGCUUGAUGGGGAGGCAUCUUUUUGGCUCCGAAAUCAAAGAGAAGUCUAGGAAGGACAUCCUUUUGAAGCUGGCGUUGCAUUUCGGAGAUGACUUUGCAGAGCUGGUCUUGGAGUGCGACUCUAAGACGACAAAGAAGUCAUCAUCUGAUCCAGAUCAAGCAGCUUUGGUAAAAGCUGUGUUUGACCACUUGGACGCGGAUGAGCAGAAGGAGUUUCGCUCUGUCAAGGAGAAUGUCUACAGGGAGGAGAAAACUCAGAAGCAAUUGAAGUGGCGCAAAUUGCUCAACGAAAAAAUGGAGGAGCAAGCAGAAGCAAGCGAUGCUGUGAAGAUGGAAGACGAAGAGGAUUUGGAGGAAGAAGUGAAGCAAACGAAACUGAAUGUGCUGAAGCAGCAGCUGAACUUGCUGAGGAAGCAGCUCCUCCUGCUGAACUUGCCGAAGAAGCAGCUCCUGCUGCUGAAGUGGCUGAAGGAGCUUCUCCGUCUGAAGUUGCUGAAGGAGCUCCUCCUGCUGAACUUGCUGAAGCAGCAGCUCCUCCUGCUGAACUUCCCGAAGAAGCAGCUCCUGCUGCUGAAGUUGCUGAAGGAGCUUCUCCGUCUGAAGUUGCUGAAGGAGCUCCUCCUGCUGAACUUGCUGAAGCAGCAGCUCCUGCUGCUGAACUUGCUGAAGCAGCAGCUCCUGCUGCUGAACUUGCACCCCCGGCUCAACCGGCUGAGCCAGCUCGGCCAGCGCCUGUGCCUGGCAGAGAUGUCGGGCCUCGAGUGCACUCAACACCUGCCCUCCUCAGAAGCAUUGAGCCCAACAGUUGGUUCAAGUUGCCCAAGUGCAGCUUCAGAAGAUGACGAUCAAGAGAAAUGGCUGGAUGACAAGCUCCAACAGAUUUCUUCGUUAGAUUUCUAUGAUUUCUUGGCCUUCAGCAAAUUCAAUAGGCGUGUCGACUGGCCAGAAGGACUGCAUCAUGUCAAGUCCACAUGUCAAGACUUUCUUGAUUUUGACCAAGAGAAUGGCGGCAGGGCCUCGAAAGUGUGGCCUUCAUUUUUGUGUGAAGCAUAUCCUUUUUUGCGCGGCGCAACAUCGUGCUUGGAGAUGAUGGUGCUGGUUGCUGAAAGGUUUCUUUUCAAUUUGGUCAAUUUCAAUGAAUUGGAUCAAUUGGAAUUUGUUGAGUUUUGUGCUGGCCGAGCCCAUCUCAGUCGAGAGAUGCUGCGUCAAGGAUUUCACCAAGGAGCUUCUGUGGACAUUCUUUUUCAUCCCCACCAUGACAUGUUGAGUUCCAAGGGGCUGAGGACUUGGUUUGACAUGGUAGUGGCUUCUCGGCGAAAGUCGUUACACUGGUUUGCUACCAGAUGCUCGAGCUUCGUCCCGCUCUGUAUCUCUCAAAGCAUGGGAUAUGAGGAGAAUUCAUUCUACGGGGAUAGAAGCAGGCCAUGGGUGGAGCAGGGCAACCUUCAACAGGAAGUAACUGCAAUGAUGAUGUUCUUCAGUUUCCUCUUGGAUUGCAUUCCGGUGUUGGAGCAACCCACAGGGAGUGUGCUUCCAAAACUACCAUCCCUUCGUAAUGUUUUGUGGUUCUUCGACUUCAAGAAGACAGUGACCUACAUGGGAAGCUUUGCUGGCCCAACAAGCAAGCCUCUCCAGAUCUGGCAUCCGUCUUCAGGGCCUGGCUCCCUAUUUGCAGCCAUCGCCAGGCCAAGGCCAGAUGGCUUGGACAAUUUGGCUUCCAGUGGCCAGAGCUGGGAUGGAAGCCACACUUACACUGGCAAUAAGGAGAUGCUCAUGCAAAGCGAGCACUACACGCCAGAGUUUGGCGCUUGUGUCGCCCAAAUCUACGAGCAGAUUCGAGCUUCGUGA
This is a messenger RNA of Cladocopium goreaui, 3909 nucleotides long. The record is from the annotation of a GenBank genome assembly. Lineage: Eukaryota; Dinophyceae; Suessiales; Symbiodiniaceae.